Messenger RNA from Apis laboriosa (Himalayan honeybee), 1110 nucleotides. RefSeq lists its product as uncharacterized. Lineage: Eukaryota; Metazoa; Arthropoda; Insecta; Hymenoptera; Apidae. The transcript has a single exon. The record is from RefSeq and is a predicted model, not a curated record. Bases 1 to 1110 code for a protein of 369 amino acids.
AUGAUAGAAAAGCGUCACAAAAAGGCGGAGAAGUGCAAAGAUGCUCGAAAGGAUUGUCAAAAGAUAUUGGAGCACGAUGUCCAAAAGUGCAAGGAGCCUGAAAAACUAAUAAAGGACGAGUGUCAGAAAAUGACGAAGCAAGAGGAUCAAGUUGAAUUCUUGAAAUGCGAUCGGAAUCCGGAGAUUCAUUCAAAAAAAAAAAAUCCAACCAGCAGCAGUAAUCCAAAAACGUCAUCUACCGACGAUUCAACUGGCAAUCAAAAAACAUCGAUCAGCAAUUCAACUAAUAAUUUCACGACGAACGAGAUGUCGAAAGUUAAAUCCAAAAUGGAGUUCCUCGUGUCUUGCAUAAAGAAGCACAGCUCCGACUCGCUUAAGUCGUAUCUGUUCAAAAGAAGUGACAAAAGUGAGAAUAAAAUUCCCAGAAAUCCUUCUUCCCACAACAAGCCGAAAUACAUCCCUAAAAUGAAUGCGUCGUACGAGGACAUAAAGCCUGAUCCACCACCGCCGCCGUCCUCCCACUGGUCCGAAAAGAUGAAGAAGAAGCCGAGUUACAACAAGUACAAACCAGCCAUCAAACCGACUACCAUUGAAUAUAUCCCUUACGAGGAAUACAAGAAAAAGACGAAAACUUCUUUGAAAAGAAAAUCGGACGAGGUGAAGAGGGUGCCGAAAAUUAUACAUAUAGACGAGGACAGUUGCAGAUCUCCUAUGUGCAAGAAACGCGCAAUUUCUUUGAAGGAGAGGAAUAAGAAGCCCAAUUCUCGUUAUCAAUUCUCGACAAUAGACAAAAGUGUCGAUUCUAAGAUCGACGUUUAUAAAAAACCUCGUAAAACAAAUAAAAAUCAAAGCGCCUGCGAGAGCAGGUUGCAGCAACAAGGUGACACGAAAUCGAUGGACGGCCAUUUGAUUCGACGGAAGAGAAACGAGAAUUACAAAUCGAACGGUGAGUGGAAGAGUCAGAAGUACAAGGUACGAUUGAAGAUCUACAAGACGAAGAACAGUUUGGAUCCGUGUUUGCCGGUAAUGGUAGAGGUGCGACGUCAUUUUUGUGACGAGGGUGUAGACUUUAAGGGUGAAUCUGUUCCAUUUUUAAAUUUUAAAGCUUAA